Molecule: messenger RNA, 519 nt
Organism: Parascedosporium putredinis
Lineage: Eukaryota; Fungi; Ascomycota; Sordariomycetes; Microascales; Microascaceae
Source: the annotation of a GenBank genome assembly
AUGCUCUCCGCGCUAGCGAACCCGAGGCAUCUGGCCUCCCAGCUCCUCACCUUUGGCUUGAUUCUCUCCUCCGCCUUCAUGAUGUGGAAAGGUCUCUCCAUCCUGACGGAUUCUCCCUCGCCCAUCGUCGUCGUCCUCUCCGGCUCCAUGGAGCCCGCGUUCCAGCGAGGUGACCUUCUCUUCCUCUGGAACCGGAACCUGAUAGCCGAGACCGAGGUCGGCGAGGUGGUGGUCUACAACAUUAAGAACAAGGAUAUCCCUAUUGUCCACCGCGUUGUGAGGAAGUUUGGGACUGGACCCCACGCCAAGCUCCUGACAAAAGGCGACAACAACGUCGGCGACGACACCGAGCUCUACGCCAAGGGCCAGGACUACCUCGACCGCAGCGACAUCAUCGGCAGCGUAGUAGGAUACUUCCCCUUUGUCGGCUACGUCACCAUCCUCCUCUCCGAAUACCCCUGGCUGAAGACGGCCAUGUUGGGCAUCAUGGGCCUCGUUGUCGUUUUGCAGAGGGAGUAA